AUGAAAUGCGAACAGGAGUUACCGGAAUAUUACCAGCCGACGAAGAUGUGGGAUUUUAUGUACUGGCCCGGUGUGCCAACGCACGGCUCACCUAUGCCGGAUGUCCACAACAUAAACAUCCAAAAGCGUUCGGAGCGCACCGAGCGCAAGGCGCACCGGGAGCUUGAGAUGUUCUUCGCCACGCUCCCGGAUAGCGACAGCCUAGACGCCACAGCCAACAAGGGUGCUGCGCUCGUACACAAGCACAUGAGCAUACCCAUAGCCCUAUCGGUCCAAGCGCGCACGCUUCACCACGCCUUCCAGAGCAUUCUGAACAGGUCCAACCACCGUGCACGGCGGGGCAAGAAAUCCGUACCCAAAGAUGUUCUCGUUAAAGCACUCUACCAAAGCCUGGUGAAGACCGCUCCCGAGAAGAAGCAAAAGGGCAUGGAUAUCUUGGUCGGCGGCGCUAUCAUGAAAGCGGUGCGUGAGCGCGCCACAGCUGGAAAACAUGGUGCGGAGGAUAUCAAAUUGAUCCAUCACUUGUUCGACAAGGUCCAUGGGCCUAGGAAGGGGCAACACGUCGAAGACGUAUUCGCCAAGGUGGAGAAGAUCCUGGCAAAGGACAACGUACCUCUCGAUGGUGCAGGUGUGUCAGCAGCGGAAAAGAAGAGGUUGAUAAAGCUGCUGAGGGAAGAGCUUCAGGGAGACAACCCAACGCAAGACUGA
This is a messenger RNA of Saxophila tyrrhenica, 708 nucleotides long. RefSeq lists its product as uncharacterized. NCBI's taxonomy places the organism in Eukaryota, Fungi, Ascomycota, Dothideomycetes, Mycosphaerellales, Extremaceae. The record is from RefSeq and is a predicted model, not a curated record. The coding region runs from base 1 to 708 and encodes 235 amino acids. The transcript is spliced from 2 exons.